AUGUCAUUUUCAUCCGAUAAUUCAUUUGUACACUGCUCGGAUGGAAGUUUGACUUCAGAAGAUAUGGAAAAUGAUACAGAUGUUAGUAAACAGUUCUUCCCAGCAACAAUAAACAUGUCACCACUGAGUAACCAUGGCAUGUGUUAUAGUGGCCCAACAAAUUCACCCGGUAAGGCAUCACCAUUGAGUAGGACUAGUCCGUUAUGUCAUCACAACGAUAGUCCAUCUCUCCUAUCAAGAUCGGCCACGUCACCAGUAUUUCCAAGCUUUAAACCACAGGAACAACGAUUUAUUAAACCGAAAGAUUGCUCUUUGAUUACUGCAGUUGAAUUAGGUAAAAUUAUGGAAACUGUUGAUGAACAAAAUUUGCUAGUACUUGAUACUCGUCCAUUUACAGAAUAUUCUAAAUCGACAGUUGAGAAUUCCAUUCAUAUUUGUUUGCCAUCAACGCUUUUAAGAAGAAAAAAUUUUACCUUGGAGAAGCUGCUAGAUAAUUUAAAUGGGAUUGAUCAAUCAGUAUUAAGAACCAAGUUAAAUUUACAAAAUUUGAGAAUUAUUGUAUACGAUAAUACGACAAACCAAACAGAUGGUGCUAUUUCUUUGGCAUGUUUCGGGAUAACAUCAAAGCUAUUAGACUAUUCUCAACUUAAUCCAGAAGUAAAUUAUAAUAUAUCAAUCCUAGCGUCUGGAUUUGAGCAAUUUAAACUGAUAUUUCCAGAUUUGGUGGAUACUACAGAAUCAUUAAUAACAUCACAAAACAAUAGUCCCACGAAAAGAUCUGCUAAUAGCACUCAAUCUCAGGUUAAUCUGAGAUUACAAAUGCCACAAGGAAUGAAACCAUCCUGUCCAGGCUUAAUUAAUUCACCUCCUAAUAAUAAUAAUAAUAAUAAUGAUAAUAAUAUUCACACAAGUGCUUCGCCUGUCUCAGCAUCAUCUCCAAUUUCAGCUUUAUUCAAGUUUCAAUUGCCACCUCCACAAACAAUGUCCCCAAACUUAUUCAAAAUUUCUCAAAAUGAAGAACUUAUGAAUCUAGAAUCAUAUCUUAGUGCAGUAAAUAUUAAAGAAGAACAGAAAUCAUUAGAUGAGGGAGGAUCGCUACAAAGUUUUCAAUUUCCCAAAAGAAAGUCAAGUGACAAUAGAUUUAAAGAUAAACUAUCGGUUCAAAUUAAAUAUGAAAAAUUAAUGGCAGAAAAUAAUGAUAAGAUCGAAUUAUUAAACAGUGUUAUACCGAAAUGGUAUCAGGAUGCUAUGAAGAGAUCAAAAUUGGAUUUUAUCUCUCAGUAUCAAAAACUUGAUGUCAGAGAAAGGAAGAGAUUGAAUAAUUCACUAUCACGUAGAAGAAAAAAUUUCUCUGAAAUUCAAAUUGUUCAUGGAUCUGGAUCAAAUUUUGAAUCAACACUGAAAAAAAUUAAUUCACACAGUAAUUUAUCAAAUUCAGAAGCUAUCAUCAUACCGUCUGAAGGAACUCUGCCUGAAUUGCAAAAGAGAUCAUAUUCACAACCUAAUUGUAUCGCACCUCUAAGGAAAGGAUCAUGGGUGUGUGGGAUUGAUUCUGAAUCUGAUUCUGACGACGACAAGAUCGAAAUAUCCUCUGGUGUUGAAUUGGGUACCAAAAAUAGAUAUAAGGAUAUAUUCCCCUAUGAACAUUCAAGAGUUAUAUUGAAGAAGAAGUCUGUAUCAUCCAUUUCAUCUCUUCCUCCUGUAAUACAUACAAUAUCAGAAAAUCCCAUUGAUGAGAUGUCAAACUCUGGAGACAUUACAGAUAAUUAUAUUAAUGCUAACUAUCUUAGGUUACCAGAUUUUCCUGAAUCGGCCGCUCAUGGUAGUUCGAUAUCCAAUAAGAAUAUUGCUAAAAAAGUUCGUUAUAUUGCAACUCAAGCUCCUAUGAGGUCUACUGUCUUUGACUUCUUCACAUGUGUUUUAAAUAAUAAUGUUCCCUUGGUUGUUUCACUGACUAAUGAUAUAGAGAAUGGAAUUGAGAAAUGUUUCAAAUAUUGGGAUACGGCAACUUAUAGAGAUAUUCAGGUAAAAUUACUUGAAGAGAAAUGUAUUUCAACAAUUGACAGAAAGUUUUACCAAGAAACUAAUGCAAAUGAUGAUUUCAUACUUAGAAGAAUUCAAAUCUCAUAUGGUGAAGGAAAAGAUGUCUUUGAGACUUUACAAUUACAGCUCAAGAAUUGGCCGGAUCUUGGUACACUCAACGCUGCGGACAUAAUCAAGUCAAUAUAUUUGAAGAAUUUGGUGAUCAAAAAACUUUUUCAAAAUAAGGUAUUCGAUGAUGACUAUGUGCCUACAAUUUUAGUUCACUGCUCCGCCGGAUGUGGUAGAACUGGUACUUGGUGUACGAUUGAUUCCAUAUUAUGCAAUAUGGAAGCUUUUACAAUUCUAGAAAAUGAACAUAGAAAUUCUCCAGAAGCUGAGAAAUUAUUUGAUCCAAUCUCUUGGACUAUCAAUAAUUUUAGAAAGCAACGAAUAUCUAUGGUCCAAAAUAUAAAUCAAUUUGUGUGCAUCUAUGAUUGUUUGUUAUACUAUUUUAGUUCGAAACUAAGUGACUUAGAACAGUUGCCGGACAAUUCAUCAAAAUCAUUAAAGAUGCUAUUCAAACAACUUAAUUAUUUGACCAUUCUUGAAAAUUUUAUCUCUAAUAAGAAAAAUGAAUCAAUUCCAAUAUUUAUGUAA
Messenger RNA from Naumovozyma castellii, 2679 nucleotides. RefSeq names its product tyrosine protein phosphatase PTP3 (gene PTP3). The coding region runs from base 1 to 2679 and encodes 892 amino acids. Lineage: Eukaryota; Fungi; Ascomycota; Saccharomycetes; Saccharomycetales; Saccharomycetaceae. The transcript has a single exon. The record is from RefSeq and is a predicted model, not a curated record.